Messenger RNA from Sciurus carolinensis (gray squirrel), 303 nucleotides. RefSeq names its product chromosome 3 C2orf66 homolog (gene C3H2orf66). NCBI's taxonomy places the organism in Eukaryota, Metazoa, Chordata, Mammalia, Rodentia, Sciuridae. The coding region runs from base 1 to 303 and encodes 100 amino acids. The record is from RefSeq and is a predicted model, not a curated record. The transcript is spliced from 2 exons.
AUGUCCAAAGCAACCCUCUUGCUGCUGUGUGUUGCCCUGGUGCUAACUGGGCAUGUGCAUGGAGCCACGCUGAGAAAUGAAGACAAGUGGAAGCCACUCAGCAACCCCAGAAAUCGUGAUCUGUUUUUCAGAAGCCUUCAGGCAUAUUUUAAGGGCAGAGGUCUUGAUCUUGGGAGAUUUCCAAAUACGUUCUCCAUGAAUGAAAAUCCCAGACCUUUCUCUUUCCAGCCAGAACUUAUAGCUUCUGCAUUUGCAGACUAUGAAGAGCAGAAAAAUUCCCUUCCCAAUUACCUCAGAGGCUGA